AUGGACUAUAAGGCACUUGCCCAACAAACUGCUCAAGAAAUUUUAGGUUACUAUCAAGAUACAUCAGGCUGGAAAGUGGUUAAGAAUUCAAAAAAAAUAACUGUUUCCAGCAAGGCUUCUAAAAAAUUCCAUGGAAAUCUAUAUCGUGUUGAAGGAAUGAUUCCAGAAUUGACAUCUAAACUAUCUGAUUUCCUCUUCAAACCUGAAAACAGAGUCAGAUGGGACAAUUCAUUGAAAAUGUACAACAUGGUACUAAAGAUUGAUUCGGAUACAUUCCUGUGUCAUACCAUUACACAAAGUUUUGCCAUGGGCUCAAUUUCCCCCAGAGACUUUAUCGACUUAGUCUCUUUGAAGCACUACGAAAGAAAUAUGGAUGUUAUCAGUUCUACUAGUGUGGAUUUUCCAGCAUAUCCUCCAUCCUCAAGUUACAUCCGAGGUUAUAACCAUGCUUGUGGCUAUAUAUGUUUACCUGUGCAAGAGAAUCCAGCAUAUUCCAAACUAGUGAUGUUUGUUCAGACAGAAAUGAGAGGAAAAUUGGCCCCAUCAAUAAUUGAAGCAACCAUGCCUUCCAAUUUAGUAAGCUUCAUGCUCAAUGUAAAAGAUGGAAUAAAGACACAAAAAAUUUCAUCAAGACGUGGAUAUCAUCAUAAUGGGCAUUCAUCAUUCCUAAAGAAGAAAUGAGGCCAUUUAAAAUCAUGUGUGGCAGAUACAGCCUUUUGCUUUUAAGUCAAUAUGCAUAAAUACUGUGACACUCUUCUAAACAGUAUUCUUGAACAAAUUACUGAAGGUACUUUGUGAAAAUGAGACCACACAGUUGUACAAGACAACAGCAUUAAAUAUAGCUUUUAAUCUCAUAUAAGAAUAAUGUUAAAUAACAAGGGUUCUUAAUGCACUUUUAUCUUUUGCUUUUUCCCCUGGAAAAUUCUCUGCAAAAAGCAUCAAUAAGAAAGCAUAUACAAUCAGAAGUCAGCAUUAAUUAAAGAUUAAAAUAUACUUUAAAUUGUUUUGCUGCUAUUGCUGCUGCUAAGUCGCUU
Messenger RNA from Capra hircus (goat), 1034 nucleotides. RefSeq names its product StAR related lipid transfer domain containing 6 (gene STARD6). Lineage: Eukaryota; Metazoa; Chordata; Mammalia; Artiodactyla; Bovidae. The record is from RefSeq and is a predicted model, not a curated record. The transcript has 6 exons. Gene Ontology annotation, molecular function: lipid binding. The coding region runs from base 1 to 681 and encodes 226 amino acids.